This is a messenger RNA of Stegodyphus dumicola, 1912 nucleotides long. RefSeq names its product WD repeat-containing protein l(2)05287. Gene Ontology annotation, molecular function: RNA binding; protein binding. The record is from RefSeq and is a predicted model, not a curated record. Gene Ontology annotation, cellular component: nucleolus; small-subunit processome. Gene Ontology annotation, biological process: ribosome biogenesis; positive regulation of rRNA processing; positive regulation of transcription by RNA polymerase I. NCBI's taxonomy places the organism in Eukaryota, Metazoa, Arthropoda, Arachnida, Araneae, Eresidae.
GGGCUUCUUGUCUUUGAAAUGUUGUUGGUAUAAAAUUUAUGACUCUUCUUGAUACUAAUUACAAAUUCAAAACUGUAUAAUUGUAAGUGAAGAUUUUUAAGAUUCUAUCCAGUUCUAUGCGUUAGAUGCCGUUCUUAAAAUGAUUAAAUGCAUAUUUUACCAUUAUUCUGAAAUGUAGCCUUCUUAUUUUAGACACAAGACUGGAGAACGUAUGUUAAAAUGUGUUGUUUGCCAUCCAUCAGAUGAUAUUGUUGCUACUGGUGAUAAUCAAGGGCGAGUCCUUGUUUGGUCAAAUAUAUUUGACAGUAAGAGACCCAUUCGUUCCAUUUAUCAUUGGCAUACUCUUCCUGUUGCUGAUUUAGUAUUUUCUACUGAAGGUAGUUAUAUGUACAGUGGUGGUGGUGAAGCAGCUCUUGUGAAAUGGAAUUUAUUUUCUGAACAAAAAUCAGUUUUACCCCGUCUUGGAUCCCCUAUUUGUCAUGUAAAUAUAUCCACAGACAAUAGCUAUGUGGUUUCUGCACAUGAAGAUAAUGCCUUACAGAUAAUAAAUUCUCAAAGAAUAGUGGUUCAGCUAAUUCAAGGAUUGACUCAGGGCCACUUUCAAGGUACUAAGAGUGGAAACUUAUUGCCUACUGGUAUGGUGUAUGACCCUCAUACAAAAGCUAUUGUAAUGAAUGGAAGGCCUGGUCACUUGCAGUUUUACGAUAUAACCAAAGAUAAGCAGUUAUUUAAUUUAGAUAUUACAGGAAGAAAUUUUAUUAGUCAAGAAAGAGAUUCUGUCGUUUUAAACACAGAUGUGCACAAAACAGCAAUAGAUGACAGAGGUAUUUGGCUGGCAACUACAGAAUACUGGUAUGAUGAAGAGACUAGUCCACAACUUUGGUUAAAGUUUUGGGAAUUCGAUACCACAAAACAAACGUUUGGUUUGAACACAAAUGUAAUUUUACCUCAUAAUAAGGAAGUGAAUUGUAUUUUGUUUCGACCAGUAGAUGAUGCAGUCAGUGCAUUACCUCUUGCUGUAACUACAAGCAACGAUUGUAAAUUUAAAAUUUGGUCAUUACAGCAAGAUACAAAUUCAGAUCAAAAGCAAACUUGGAGCUGCACAUCUAUGGGCUGCUAUCGAGAUUUGCCUGCUGGUGAUGCUUGUUUUUCUGAAGAAGGCUCAUUACUUGCUGUUGCAUUUGGUAAAGCAGCCACUCUGUGGACUGUAGAUAGCACAGCACUCAAGGCGGUACUUUGUAAUGAUAAAUCAAAAAGAAAUAUUGUACAGACACAUUUUGGAAGAAAAUCUUACUGUCAUCUUUUAGUCUGUCAUGAUGGCACCUCAAUAACAGUUUGGGAUGUUCUGUCUUUAUCAAUAACUUGGAUUGUGCACACUGAAGUACAAAUUAUAGUAGGUGACAGAGCGUCUGAUGUUAUAGCAGCUUUCUGCCAGAAUCAAAACUUAAUUCUGUUCAGGCCUAAUGACCCUUUUCCUGUAUAUUCAUUGUCAAAUGCAAGUAAAACACCUGUUAUAUCUGCUGUGUUUGUAUCCAAAAAUACAAGCUGUGCAUCAAGAGGCUCAGCCAGUUUUUAUGAAAAAUCUCAACUCUAUUUUUUCAAUCAAGAACAGAAGUUACUUACUUUGACUGAUGAACCUGACACAGAAUUAGAAACUCUAGAUUCUACAAAGAGACUUAUUUCUCAAAAUAUUCCUAAAACUCCAUUUGGAAUGCUUCAAGCUGAGCAUAAAAUUUCAAAUGUUGAAAUUGUUAAUCCACAGCCACUGACCAUUCACACAAAGGGAGAUAUAAAAAUGGUCACUAUUCCAUGUCCUACUUUACAAGACCCGAUUUUGCUUUGUUCAAGUUUACUUAGUUCAUUUUUGAUACCCAAACAAAAUUUAGUCCAAUAAAUGCAAGAAAAAAUUCAA